This is a messenger RNA of Rosa chinensis, 1917 nucleotides long. RefSeq lists its product as uncharacterized. Bases 671 to 1423 code for a protein of 250 amino acids. NCBI's taxonomy places the organism in Eukaryota, Viridiplantae, Streptophyta, Magnoliopsida, Rosales, Rosaceae. The transcript is spliced from 4 exons. The record is from RefSeq and is a predicted model, not a curated record.
AAAAAACCCAUCAAAGUCAAAGACUGAAAUGCCACCGUGCCUGUGUCGGUGAAGCUUCUUCUUCCUCUUCCUUAAUUGCUUGUUCAGCGAAGCCAACAACAACAACAGACCUCAGAUUCCCACCAUUUGCGGUGCCUAUUUAUCCGACGAAGAUAUAGCGCCAUUCGGUCAUUAUUAAAUCUUUGAAUCAAUCCCACUUUCUCCUGAAACCCCUCGUGUCCGUCCAUUCACACCUCUCUAAUAUUAGCACCUCCUCUCUGCCUCCCUAUUUGACGCUGCUUUGCUUCGCUGUAAGGUUCUUUCUCCGCAUCGGAUCUGGGGUUUCUUCGCUUCCGUUUGAAGGAGUGAAGGGGGAAAGAAAGGAGGAAGCUUGUUGUUUAGUGAACCAUUAUUGGUUGGGGGAGGCGGUGCGAGCCGUGUAGAACAAGAUAGAUUGGAAUGAGCCUGUCUUCGAUUUGAUUGCAAGUUAAAUAGGAAAGUGUUGUUUACUUGAUGAAGCUAGAUGUAUUUGUGGUCAAGUUUCGCCUGUGAAUCUAAUAUAUAGUGCAAAGAGGUUGUUUUUUGUGAUGGGUUGAAUUGGAAGAUUCAAAUUUGGGUGGAACUAUUGUGGCUUUGUUCAUUUGGAGCCUGGAGAGGGGAUCGGAGAUUGACUUGGGUUUGGUUGGUUGUUAUGGAUCAUAAGGGUCUGAGAGAUAAAGAUUUUGAAAUCGAUCUUGAGAGCGGGGUGGUAGUUAGUGAAGAGGAUUCAAGUGAUAGCUCUGUUUCGAGUGUUAAAAAACAGGCAAAGACGCUGCUAGCAAAGGUUUAUGGCGGAUUUUCGGAUGGAUCAGUUAAUGCUGAAGAGAGGGUUGGUUUGUGUGGCAAUGGUUUCAACUCCAAUGGGGUCUGCCCCGAGAAUUUGAAGUUGGCAACAAACAAGACACUGGAGGGAAAUGGUGGUAUGGAUCGUGAAGAGAAGACUCGGCCGAAAGAUAAGCGGAAAAAAAUGAGCAAUAAAAAGGCCCCUAAACCUCCCAGACCUCCAAGAGGCCCGUCAUUGGAUGCCGCUGACCAGAAGCUAAUCAAGGAACUCUCUGAGAUCGCAAUGUGGAAACGUGCAAGGGUUGAGAGGAUGAAAGCCUUGAAGAAGAUGAAAGCUGCUAAGGCAUCAUCAUCCAAUACCAAUAUAUAUGCAAUGGUGUUCACGGUUCUCUUUUGUGUAGUGCUACUCUUCCAAGGAAUUUCAUCUAGCAGAAGCUCAACUGGAGGCUUUGAGGGAUCUCCUUUGUCUGCAGGAAGAACGGAGGGCAGUUUGAUCUCAAUUCAGUUCUACCCAAAUCCGUCAUCAACUGCCCCGAAUGGACCUGGUUCCGAGUCUCCCAAUAUGGUAGAGCAGGUUGCUGGUUCAGAUCAGCAGGAGAAGCUGCAAAGAUGGGCACGAUGAUAUAUUAAUCUUGUUGCCUAGUCUGCCUUGAAGAACAAUUUUCCAUGAUGCGUUGGAUCCUCAUGCAAGCCAUUGCUGCUUGCACUUUUUGUAAGCAUCUACUGCAGCUUGAACAGGCCGGGUAGUUUAUCCCCUCUAUGUACAUUAAUGAAAGCGGGGGAGAAGGCGAGAGAGAGCGAGGGAGAGAGAUAGAGAGCACCAUACAGUUUUUAGUGUGUUUUGUAGUUGUUGUCAAAUGCACACUUUGCAAAUAAGUUUACCGGUUUAAUUUCCAAAUUUUGGAAUUUGAGUUUGUUCCCUUUCCAGAGCCAAGAGAAAGAAAACCCCUUUAUAAAAUCUGUAGGAAAUCUAGUCACCCAACUCUGCCCGCUUUUCUUUUCAUUUUGGAAGUGAUUUAUGGAAACCAUUGCCAGUUUGUAAUAUACAAUGUAUAUGCAGCAUGUGUUCUAUAUGCCACUUUCCUUCAACGAAAUAAAAUGUUGGGGUUCCUUAAC